GGCAUGUCACCCGACUUUUCUACACUGUCUGAGGUAAAAUUUCCUGCAAGCUUACCAUCCCCAUCUGGCAAGGGAUCGGCUUCAGUGGCAUCGUCAUCCUCGGUAGAUGCUGAAGYGCCGUCCAGGAUCUGCAAAAUAAAAUGUGUGUCGGGCCAAUGGGUCGGUCCCCUAUGCCAAGAAGUAAAUGGUGAUGGCAGAUUUCAGCCAAUAUUAAAAUCAUGUGCAUUGGAAGAAGUGCCACCAAACCUUAUUCUAUCAUUUAAAAAUCGGAUUAUCAUAGAAUUCAAUACGACAAUUCCACAUAAUAGCUCAAUAUCAGCACGGUGUCAAGAACCUAUUGGCACAUACAAACUUAGCGGACCUUCAAUAUUAAAUUGUAGCAAUGGAAUUUGGUCUAGUCCAAUACCGAAAUGUCAACCAACAACUCUAUUCACAAAUUAUUCGGAAAAUUCGCCUCCUACAAUUUUAGUACGGGUUCCAUCAGGAUCAGCAGCUGUCGACCAAAAUGGUGGAUUAGUCGUUUUCCCUGGAUCAAUACUACACUUAGAAUGUCUUUAUUUGAGACGGCAUGGCGAUCCGGAAUGGACAUGGACAUCUGAGGYGGAAACUUAUCUUACCGGAUGGGCGAUAGGAAACGACGAACGCAACUGGAAGUAUCGAUUAUCUAUUUACUAUGUAAAACAAUUCGAUACAGGCUCAUUCACUUGUACUUCAUCACGUGGCAUUAAUAACACUAUAACACUUCAAGUGUCAGAUAUUCAUUGUAAGCCAGUGCCCAGCAUGGAUCUCAAUCCUCAUCUCAACUAUAGAGCGAGUGGGCAUAGGCUUGGUCAGACAACAUACUUCAACUGUCCACCUGGAUUUUUCUUAAAAGGUUCAGCAAAUAUCACCUGUCUUCCUUCAGGAGACUGGUCGAAUUCGCCACCGGAUUGCAUCAUGGUUAAGUGUCCACCAAUCAGCGUUGACGAUUCUAGGUUGAUCAUGGUUGAAUACAAUGAUACGUACGGCAAACGAGCAGCGUUCAAAUGCGCUUGGGGCUUUCAAAUGUCUGGUGUCAAUUCGAUUGAGUGCUUGGCAGAUUCCACGUGGUCGCAUCGAAUACCUACUUGCACCGGUAYCUUUUUCGAUCAAUCAGCAGCGUAUCAUAGUCAUGAAGUAGUUCGAGCCUCAUUGAAGUAUGUUUCAACAUCGCAUCAAAAGAGAAGCCUGGACAAGUGUAGUAGAUGCUGGGUCUAG
Diuraphis noxia (Russian wheat aphid) is the source of this 1236-nucleotide messenger RNA. RefSeq names its product locomotion-related protein hikaru genki (gene hig). The record is from RefSeq and is a predicted model, not a curated record. NCBI's taxonomy places the organism in Eukaryota, Metazoa, Arthropoda, Insecta, Hemiptera, Aphididae.